CACAGCACAGCUGAGGCGCAGGAAAAGUCAAAGGCUCGCGUUCCCCCGGCGCCUUCUCGCCGCCUUCAUCUUCUUCUUCUUGCGCCUCCCGCCCGCCUACCCCCGCACGUUUCGCGGCGCCCCCAUCUUUUAACAACGCCCGCCGCCGCCGCCUCCUGUUCGUGCAGUCCAGCCGAGCGGCGAGCGCUCCUCCUCCUCUCUCUCUCUCUCUCCCCCCUCUCCGGUUACCCAACACCUGAGGGAGUCUGCUCGCUGAGCCGGUUGCGCGCGCCGUGCCGGUCGGGGACCUGCGCCGCGUCUCCGCUGCUACCUGCAGAAACUGCUUAUUACUUCCUGCUUUUCUCUGUGGGGGCUUCUGCAACUGUAUUGGUAAAGAUGGGUUGCUGCUUUAUGUUUGGAAAGAAAGCUGAACAAGCCGUUCAAGGCGAUGAUGAUGUACAUAGUGUGAAAGUCUUCUCUUACAAUGAGUUGAGAAAGGCUACACAAGAUUUCAGUGGCGCAAAUAAGAUUGGCGAGGGUGGUUUUGGUUCUGUCUUCAGGGGAAUGCUUAAAGAUGGGACAGUAGUUGCAGUGAAAGUUCUGUCUGCUACAUCAAGGCAAGGUAUCCGGGAGUUUUUGACUGAACUUACAGCAAUAUCUGACAUCAAGCAUGAAAAUCUCGUCACUCUUAUCGGUUGCUGCGCUGAAGGCUCUCACAGAAUCCUUGUUUACAAUUACCUUGAGAACAACAGCCUUGCACAGACAUUGCUAGGAACCAGAUAUAGUAACAUUCGGUUCAACUGGCGGGCACGGGUUAAAAUUGCUGUGGGUGUUGCCCGUGGACUUGCAUUUCUCCAUGAGGAAAUCCGACCACCAAUUAUCCACCGGGACAUAAAGGCCAGCAACAUUCUUCUUGACAAGGAUCUCACCCCCAAAAUUUCUGAUUUUGGGUUGGCGAGGCUCCUUCCACCCAAUGCAACUCAUGUGAGCACCCGAGUUGCCGGCACAUUAGGAUACCUGGCUCCUGAAUAUGCAAUCCGAGGUCAAGUGACAAAGAAGUCCGACAUCUAUAGCUAUGGAGUUCUUCUUUUAGAAAUUGUCAGUGGAAGAUGCAACACUAAUACAAGAUUACCUUCUGAAGAUCAAUUCCUUCUUGAAAGGACAUGGGGACUCCACGAGCAAGGGCGUUUGGAAGAGAUCAUUGAUAUCGACAUAGGGAACGACCUGGAUGUCGAGGAGGCAUGCCGGUUCUUGAAGAUUGGCCUGCUAUGCACGCAGGACGCAAUGGCACGUCGUCCCAACAUGACCAAUGUUGUCCGGAUGCUCACAGGGGAGAGAAGGAUCCCCGUAGACAAGAUCACUAGGCCCUCCAUGAUCACUGACUUUGCAGAUCUCAAGGUCAGCAGCAAGGAGCAAAGAUCAAGCGAGACGCGCUCUCCCACCACAAAAUCGUUCACCACAACAGAACCAUUCUCGUCGUCAGAAACGCCCACGCAGUCAUCUAUAUGAAAUUGUGGAUGCCAGAAGGUCCCCCCCCCCCCCAGUUUGUAUAUUGUGUGAAUUGUGAUAGAUGGGCCAGGUUACAUGCAAUUUUUGAAGAGUUUCUUGUUUCACUUGUUAUGAGGAAAGAUCUCAUAGUUAGCUUAUUGCUUCUUUGUAUGCUGUAAAUAUUUCGAAACAAAGAUGUCAUCCUUUGCGCGUUGGAAACUUCAGUUUUUGCUCAAAAA
Messenger RNA from Panicum virgatum (switchgrass), 1706 nucleotides. Its product is annotated as cold-responsive protein kinase 1-like. The coding region runs from base 376 to 1488 and encodes 370 amino acids. The record is from RefSeq and is a predicted model, not a curated record. Gene Ontology annotation, molecular function: protein kinase activity; ATP binding. The transcript is spliced from 7 exons. NCBI's taxonomy places the organism in Eukaryota, Viridiplantae, Streptophyta, Magnoliopsida, Poales, Poaceae. Gene Ontology annotation, biological process: protein phosphorylation.